Molecule: messenger RNA, 8810 nt
Organism: Xiphophorus couchianus (Monterrey platyfish)
Lineage: Eukaryota; Metazoa; Chordata; Actinopteri; Cyprinodontiformes; Poeciliidae
Gene: arfgef1
Product: ADP-ribosylation factor guanine nucleotide-exchange factor 1 (brefeldin A-inhibited)
Exons: 40
Coding region: 1801-7650 (1949 amino acids)
Biological process (GO): regulation of ARF protein signal transduction
Molecular function (GO): guanyl-nucleotide exchange factor activity
Source: RefSeq, a predicted model, not a curated record
GACAUCAAUAUGUUCCUAUUUAUUAAUAAAGAAUUCAAUACUGAGUAGGGUGUCCUACGUUUUUCACGUCUGAACCCUAGAACGAAAACUUCUAUCGAGACUAAAGCUUCUUCAGCUCAUCUCUUAUUUAUAGCUACAGAAAAAAUGGAGCUGACUCAUAAAACAGUCCUAAGUGUAAACAAACUAUAUGCCGCCUACGAUGACCAAAUCUGUGUUGUCAAACUUCCAGAUUUUCCACAUGUAUCUCCUGCUGGACUCCGAUAAAUGUUACAGAAGGCUGCAAGAAGGAUCUGCUGUUAAACAUAUCCACAGCAUGCAAAGUAAGUAAUAUGAUUUAAUAACUAAAACAGUACUUGCUUAUCUGUACAGUACAGGUCUAAUGGGGUGACUGGGGUGGUGGGAGUUGUGCAAGGUACACCUUGGACAGUGCUUUUAACAAACACAAACUAAUUUAACCAAAUAAAAUUUAACCACUCAUUAGAGUGAAAAAAGAAUUACGUUUAUUGAGAUAAAGAAAUGUAUCCUCUUUUUUUCUAAAAAAAAAAUUGCUUUGGUUUUGUUGGCAGAUGUCAUGUCUAGAAUAAAGUUACAGUUCUUGAUUUUAUUGCAUCAAAAAUGAUCCAACUUUUGACUAGAUAACUGUGAUAGAAUACAUUUCUUUAAAAAAAUAUUUUCAAUUGUCUGGGUAAAGACAUGAAACACCAAAGAACUAAGCCAGAGUUCUCACUGUUUUAGAGGUAUAUGUAGAAUAUUACCAGUACACUAUCACUCAUAUUCAAAUUUAUAUUGGAUAGAAUGUGAAAAAAUUCAAUUUCCAAUGAGUGGUUGCAUUGUCUACCCCCAGUUUAAAUCACUUGUGAGCAUAAUUAUUAUAGCAAUAAGAAUUAUAAUAUUUGUUGAACUAGAACUCUGCAAACUGUGAUUUUGCAGUGGCCUAAAAUAACAUGAAAUUAAGUUCUGCUAUAUUUGGAAUGGCAAUGAGUAAGCCUACUUUACAUUUAUUCCCCAAAAUAUGCUAUUAAUAGACCAAAGAUGUGAUGUAAACAAGGAGAGCACAAUCAGGAGAUGUGCUCUUCGCAGGAGCCUCAAGUAAUAACUCUGUAACUCCGGUGGAACUGCAGAGACCCACCAGAAAUCUCUCAAUAAAAUAACUAAUCAAAUUAAGAAAUAAACUGUUUCCAGGGAGUCAAAAUAUUAGAAAAUAGUGACAUUUUUUGUUCUCUUUACUAAUUAAUGUUUUCUUUUAUAGUAUUAUGAAUAUAACAGGGAUAUCAUGCCAAGGUUUUUGACCACAAUGUUGCAUUCAAAAUGCAACAAUUUAGAAUAUGUUGCAUUUAAAACUAAGUAUAAUAGCCGCUUUUUUGUUGUUUUUCAUUUUCUCUGAUGAGAACAUUAAAUGAGCAAAACAUGUUUCAACUCACAUCAAAAUAAAAACGGAGAACUUAGCAUUUACAAGUUUGUUGUUUGUGUUUCAGGUGAACACAGGGCCAAACUUUCUUUUAUCAGGUCCCUAAACCAGAACUCGCUCCGUGCUGCCUCACCGCGGCCGCUCUCGGACGCUACGUGACGUCGUUUCCUCUCUCCCAACAUGGCGCAGGAGGCAGGUCGUUAACUGCAUUCUGAGGGAUUUGCCCCAACCUUCUGUAUUUAUUCAUGUGUGUCUGUUAAGGGGCUCCCGUGGCUGACAUUUGCGACGGAACGCAUCUCCUUUCGAGGCGGCUGCAGGCCUCCACCUUCACCCUCUCUUCCCUCCCCGUCUCCUUGGGACCAGGCACACCUCGCUCCAGAUUCCGGUGCGACAUGUAUGAGGGCAAAAAGACGAAAAACAUGUUCCUCACACGAGCUUUGGAGAAGAUCCUGGCCGACAAGGAGGUGAAGAAGGCUCAUCACUCACAGCUGCGUAAAGCCUGCGAGGUGGCACUGGAGGAAAUUAAGGAAGAAUCAGAGAAAUUAAGUCCACCAAGUGGAGAUGGCAAAUCUGGCUCCAGCACAUUACCACCCAUCAAAUCCAAGACAAAUUUCAUCGAGGCUGACAAGUACUUCUUGCCGUUCGAGCUAGCAUGUCAAUCCAAAUGUCCUCGCAUCGUCAUCACCUCACUCGAUUGUUUACAGAAGCUGAUAGCGUACGGCCACCUGACGGGCAGUGCUCCGGACAGCACAGCGCCAGGAAAGAAGCUCAUCGACAGGAUCAUCGAGACCAUCUGCGCGUGUUUUCAGGGACCUCAGACUGACGAGGGCGUGCAGCUACAGAUUAUUAAGGCUCUGCUGACAGCAGUCACCUCCCAGCACAUAGAAAUCCAUGAAGGCACCGUGCUGCAAGCCGUCCGCACCUGUUACAACAUCUACCUGGCGAGCAAGAACCUCAUCAACCAGACCACGGCGAAGGCCACGCUCACGCAGAUGCUCAACGUCAUCUUUGCACGCAUGGAGAACCAAGCACUUACAAAUCACAAGCUAUCUUGGUCUCUGGCCUCCAGAAAGCGUGACCGCCAGCUGCAGGAAGCCAAACAGCUGGAGAGAGAGCGGCACCGACAGCAAUCCCCAGUAGCCCAGCACACCGAGCCAGAAUCCCCCCAGCUCCAGACUCACGUUCACCCACCCAGCAAGACCCCCACCCAGGAGGCCAACGGCCCCGUCAGCCCUGCGACCCCCAGCAUCGCCACCCCCUCCACGCCGUCCACCCCAUCCACGCCGGCCCCGGAGUCCAGCAGCAGCAGGUCUGCGUCUGGGGAGCGGGAGGUGCAGGGGGAGCAGCCUGCCCCCGACGAGAACCCGGAUCCUGAAAACGGUUCUGAGUUUUGUGUGGCUGAGAACGAGCAGACGGAGGCAGACCAAGCCACCGUAGCAGUACAAAAUGCAGCAUCCAAACAACAUAAAGGAGAGGGGGAAGAAGAGGAUGAGGAAGCGCCUAACUACGAGGAGAAAGCCCAGGAAAUUGUCCAGAGUAUUCUGCAGGAAGUGGUCAACACUGUGGCUGGAGGCCACUGCCUGGACCCAGCGAACCUCUGCUCCGACACCAAGGAGUCAACCGGCGAGGGCGAGCCAGAGGAGUCCCCGCCGGCCGAGGCAGCGACUGAAGGCACCCAGAGCUCGAUGGAGGACGAGGGAACAGUUGGGAGCGACAGUGAGCACGUCCAUGCAAAUGGCAUUCCCGGCACGCCUAUUUCUGCUAGCUUUACGCCCUCGUUGCCUGAUGACAGAUUAUCCGUCUCCUCCACCGACACUCAGGAAUCGGGAGCAACAGCUGGCCAGCCGCCAGGUGCUAAGUUCUCCCACAUCCUCCAGAAGGACGCUUUUCUUGUCUUUCGCUCUCUCUGCAAGCUGUCGAUGAAACCACUAUCAGACGGACCGCCUGAUCCAAAGUCCCACGAGCUGCGAUCAAAGGUGUUGUCUCUGCAGCUUCUGCUGUCCAUCCUGCAGAAUGCAGGGCCCAUCUUCAAGACCAACGAGAUGUUCAUAAACGCCAUCAAGCAGUAUUUGUGCGUGGCGCUGUCCAAGAAUGGUGUCUCCUCUGUGCCUGAAGUCUUUGAGCUCUCUCUCUCCAUCUUCCUUACCCUGCUCUCCCACUUUAAGACCCACCUCAAGAUGCAAAUCGAGGUGUUCUUCAAAGAGAUUUUCCUGUACAUACUUGAGACGUCCACAAGCUCUUAUGACCACAAGUGGAUGGUCAUCCAAACGCUCACCAGAAUAUGUGCAGAUGCCCAAAGUGUGGUGGACAUCUAUGUGAACUACGACUGUGACUUGAAUGCUGCUAAUAUAUUUGAGCGCUUGGUCAACGACCUCUCAAAAAUAGCCCAGGGCCGCGGAGGCCACGAGCUCGGCACAACACCCCAACAGGAGCUGACUCUAAGAAAGAAAGGCCUUGAAUGUCUAGUGUCCAUCUUAAAAUGUAUGGUAGAAUGGAGCAAAGACCAGUACGUCAACCCCAAUUCCCAGACCAGCCUAGGCCAGGAGAAACCUUCAGAGCAGGACAGCUCAGAGACCAAGGCCACAGAGAGCAUAAACCGCUACGGCAGCAUCAACUCCCUGGACUCCACGGCCUCGUCUGGCAUCGGUAGCUACAGCACACAAAUGUCCGGCACCGACAACCCCGAACAGUUUGAAGUUCUCAAGCAGCAGAAGGAGAUCAUCGAACAGGGGAUUGACCUGUUCAACAAGAAACCAAAGAGAGGAAUUCAGUACCUUCAAGAGCAAGGCAUGCUGGGUACAACCCCAGAGGAUCUUGCACAGUUCUUGCACCAGGAGGAGAGGCUUGACUCGACUCAGGUGGGUGAAUUCCUCGGCGAUAACGACCGUUUCAAUAAAGAGGUCAUGUACGCCUACGUGGAUCAAAUGGACUUCCAGGGCAAAGACUUUGUUUCCGCUCUAAGGAUGUUCCUGGAGGGCUUCCGGCUCCCUGGCGAGGCCCAGAAGAUCGACCGGCUUAUGGAGAAAUUUGCAGCAAGAUACCUGGAAUGCAAUCAGGGACAAACACUCUUUGCCAGUGCAGACACAGCAUAUGUUCUCGCCUACUCAAUCAUCAUGUUGACAACAGACCUCCACAGCCCGCAGGUGAAGAAUAAAAUGACAAAAGAACAGUACAUCAAGAUGAACCGCGGCAUCAAUGACAGCAAAGACCUGCCUGAGGAGUAUCUCUCAGCCAUAUACGAUGAGAUCGCAGGGAAGAAGAUUGCCAUGAAGGAAACAAAAGAGCUCACCAUGAAGUCCAACAAGCAAAGUGUGGCCAGCGAGAAGCAGAGGCGUCUGCUCUACAACGUGGAAAUGGAGCAGAUGGCCAAGACGGCCAAAGCUCUGAUGGAGGCCGUCAGCCACGUCCAGGCCCCCUUCACCAGCGCCACGCAUCUGGAGCACGUCAGGCCCAUGUUCAAGCUGGCGUGGACACCCUUCCUGGCUGCCUUCAGCGUCGGCCUGCAGGACUGUGACGACACUGAAGUGGCCUCGCUGUGUCUCGAAGGAAUACGCUGUGCCAUCAGGAUAGCAUGCAUCUUUUCCAUACAGCUGGAGAGGGAUGCUUACGUUCAGGCUCUGGCCAGGUUCACCCUGCUGACGGCCAGCUCCGGCAUCGCAGAAAUGAAGCAGAAGAACAUCGACACCAUCAAGACCCUGAUCACUGUGGCACACACGGAUGGCAACUACCUGGGCAACUCCUGGCAUGAGAUCAUGAAGUGCAUCAGUCAGCUGGAGCUGGCUCAGCUGAUUGGUACGGGGGUGAAGGCGCGCUACAUCUCAGGGACGGUGCGGGGGAAAGAGGGUUUCAUCACCAGCACCAAGGAGCAGAACAACGACGAGUACCUGGGUUUAGUUGGGGGAACAGUAGACCGUAAGCAGAUUGCCAGCAUUCAGGAGUCCAUUGGUGAGACGAGCUCUCAGAGCGUGGUGGUGGCUGUGGACAGGAUCUUCACAGGCUCCACCAGAUUGGACGGUAAUGCAAUAGUGGAUUUUGUGCGCUGGCUGUGUGCUGUGUCCAUGGAUGAGCUGGCCUCGCCCACACAUCCACGCAUGUUCAGCCUGCAAAAGAUCGUGGAGAUCUCCUACUACAACAUGGGCCGCAUCAGGUUGCAGUGGUCCAGGAUCUGGGAGGUGAUCGGAGACCACUUCAAUAAGGUUGGCUGUAAUCCCAAUGAAGAUGUAGCAAUUUUUGCCGUCGAUUCUCUCAGGCAGCUGUCCAUGAAGUUCCUGGAGAAAGGGGAGCUGGCUAACUUCCGCUUCCAGAAGGACUUUCUGAGGCCGUUCGAGCACAUCAUGAAGAAGAACAGGUCUCCCACCAUCAGAGACAUGGUGGUGCGCUGCAUAGCUCAGAUGGUGAACUCCCAGGCUGCCAACAUCCGUUCAGGCUGGAAGAACAUCUUCUCAGUGUUUCACCUGGCGGCGUCCGACCAGGACGAGAGCAUCGUGGAGCUGGCCUUCCAGACCACCGGCCACAUCGUCACGAAUGUAUUCGAGAAGCACUUUGCAGCCACCAUUGACUCUUUCCAGGACGCCGUAAAGUGUCUCUCGGAGUUCGCCUGCAACGCCUCUUUCCCAGACACCAGCAUGGAAGCAAUCCGCCUCAUCCGCCACUGCGCCAAAUACGUCUCAGAGAGACCCCAGGCCUUCAAAGACUACACCAGUGACGACAUGAAUGUAGCCCCCGAGGACCGAGUGUGGGUGCGAGGGUGGUUCCCCAUCCUGUUUGAGCUCUCCUGCAUCAUCAACAGGUGCAAACUGGAUGUCAGAACCAGGGGCCUCACGGUGAUGUUUGAAGUGAUGAAGACCUAUGGGCAUACCUUCGAGAAACACUGGUGGCAGGACCUGUUCAGAAUCGUCUUCAGGAUCUUCGACAACAUGAAGCUACCGGAGCAGCAGACCGAGAAAGCAGAGUGGAUGACCACUACAUGCAACCAUGCACUUUAUGCCAUCUGUGACGUUUUCACCCAGUACUUUGAGUCCCUCAAUGGACUCCUGUUGGAUGACAUCCUGGCUCAGCUCUACUGGUGUGUGCAGCAAGAUAAUGAGCAGCUGGCCCGUUCAGGCACCAACUGCCUAGAAAACGUGGUCAUCCUCAACGGGGAGAAGUUCUCCGCCGAGACCUGGGACAAGACGUGUAACUGCAUGCUGGACAUCUUCAAGACCACCAUCCCCCACGCGUUGUUGACGUGGCGACCAGCAGGAGCAGAAGGAGAGCACUUUGCAACACACAGCCUGACUGACAAACAGCUGGACUCCAUAUCCCAGAAGUCUGUGGACAUACAGUCCUGCUCUGACGACCAGCACUCCAUCAGCAGCGGCGACAGGGCCACGAUGGAGAGCCGCCGCCAGAGUCAGCACAGCUCGGCGUCGGGCGUCUUCGAGGACGGCUCGAGAAGCAGGACCUCAACAAAGAUCCAGGAGCAGCGCUUGUUCUCCGCCCUGCUCAUAAAGUGUGUCGUGCAGCUGGAGCUGAUCCAGACCAUCGAUAACAUCGUGUUUUUCCCCGCCACCAGUAAGAAGGAGGACGCAGAAAACUUUGCAGCUGCUCAGCGGGAUGCUGGGUGUGCUGCGGACGUCCAAGUGGAGACGCAGGACCAGGGGAUGUUCCGCUAUCUGACCUUGGAGCAGCUCUUCAAGCUGCUGGACUGCCUGCUGGAGUCGCAUCGCUUCGCCAAGGCUUUCAACUCCAACAACGAGCAGAGAACGCUGCUGUGGAAAGCAGGUUUCAAAGGCAAGUCGAAGCCCAACCUGUUGAAGCAGGAGACCAGCAGCCUGGCGUGUGGGCUGCGCAUCCUGUUCCGCAUGUACACGGACGAGAGCCGACAAGGCGCCUGGGAGGAGGUCCAGAGGCGGCUGCUCAACGUUUGCAGCGAGGCGGUGGCGUACUUCCUGGCUCUGACCUCAGAAAGCCACAGAGAGGCCUGGACCAACCUGCUGCUGCUCUUCCUCACCAAGGUGCUGAAGAUCAGCGACGAAAGGUUCAAGGCUCAUGCAUCCAGAUACUACCCCCUCCUGUGUGAGAUCAUGCAGUUUGACCUGAUCCCUGAACUGCGGGCCGUUCUCAGGAAGUUCUACCUGCGCAUCGGCCUCGUCUUUAACAUUGCACAGCUGCCUGAGCCAGAGCCAGACCCCGAGCCGAGGCGUGCAGAGCCAGAAACGGACAUGGAGGUGGGGGAGGAAGCUGGGGAGGAGGCCCAGUGAUGCUGCACCCUCCUCCACCUCUCCUCCGCCUACACAAACCAACCCACCGCAGAAAUGUGCGGUUGUGCUGCGCCUCCUCAGGGCCCCUCCGCCCCCCACCUCACCUCCUCUUCUUCUCUUCCUCCUGUUGUAUGACAAACACUUUAACCUGAUUAGUUGGAGAUUGAAAGCCCCACCCAACACUCUGAACCCUCACAGACGGAGUCGUCCGCUUCAUCGUAAAAACAAUAAUGUCUUGCACCGGGUGUAACGACGCCUCCACUGGGUAAAACUACUGAUCAGCAACUGACAUGUACCCAUAUCUCUGAUCUACAUCUCAACACGCGUGCUUCUUACUGUAUGUUUAAAAAAAAAAGGAAGAAGAAUGAAUGAUUUCAGCUACAUGCAAAUACUCAGCAACUUUGAAAUUUAUCUCACACACAUGGCUGACGAUCUCUCUGCACUGUGGACGGCUAACAUCAGCGUUGGUUAGCCUCUUGGAUGAAACUAGUUGUACAGAUCUGCCGCUGUGUAAAAUAAUCUUAUAAUAAUAAUAAUAAUAACACUAGAUUUUGUUUAUUUUUCUCCUGGAUUUUUUUGCUGCACUUGAUCUUGUUUUUGUUCUGUUUUGUUUUUUUGAAUGCACUGGAGAUCUUACUUUUGUGAUAAUUUAUUUGACUGCACCACCUCCUCCUCCUGAUUGUCCAACACGGUAUGAUUUGUAAUUAAACAAGACUGCGGAAAGUGAAGGGUUAAAUUAUUUCCAUUUUAUAUGUUAGGUUUUUAACAGAAGAUGAGACGAUAACUGGGCUUCUGGAGCCAGAAGACAAGGGAGCACGCUGAUGCUAGCUGCUUUAUGAAGUCGCUAUUCUAAUUUCUGUUUUCAUGUGAGUUUAGUUAUCGCUCUACUGUACAAAAAUCAGAAAACUUGAUUUUGUUUUUCUUUGUUUUUUGGUUUGGGAAAGGAUAUAUGUAUAGAGAAAAUUACAAAUGUUAGCCGUGCUUUAAGUGUAAAUUGGAUGCAUUCCUGCUCAUGGAUGUAGAAAACUAAAUGUAUAUGAUACAGCAAUGUAAAGUUUUCUAUGUUGCAAAAGAUUAUGUACAACUUUCUGUACAAUACAUCAUCUGGCAUUCUAAUCAGGUUCUAGGUCAAUAAAGUUUUUGAACUUGGUUGAUUUGAA